Molecule: messenger RNA, 6213 nt
Organism: Paecilomyces variotii
Lineage: Eukaryota; Fungi; Ascomycota; Eurotiomycetes; Eurotiales; Thermoascaceae
Product: putative serine threonine protein kinase
Exons: 2
Coding region: 1-6213 (2070 amino acids)
Biological process (GO): peptidyl-serine phosphorylation; phosphorelay signal transduction system
Cellular component (GO): nucleus; cytoplasm
Molecular function (GO): ATP binding; protein serine/threonine kinase activity
Source: RefSeq, a predicted model, not a curated record
AUGGCGGGCAAUGGCACCGACAGUCCGCAAUUCCUGGCUCCGCCGGCCGUCAUGGCCUUGAGGCAGGAGGCCGAUCCGAAGAGGCUUCCCAUGGAGCGGACCCUGAGUGAAGACAUGCGGGAAGAACGCGAAGAUCUCAAGGAAGCGGCGGAGCAGACGUUGAAUGUCAUCCUCGAUCUGGGUCUCGAUGGCCGGAUCAAAUGGGUCAGCCCGUCGUGGCGCCAGGUCGUGGGCUCCCCGGUCGAAUCGGUAGAAGGCCGCAUGAUCUCUGAUGUUUUGGAGAAUAACGCGACUGCCUUUCAGGAUGCGAUCGAGGCGAUGAAGGAGGACGACUCCCGCAGUCGCUUCAUCCGCUUCUCAGUGCGGAUGGGGCCUGACUCGGUGCUGAAGUACUCCCCGGAACCCCGGCCGCCAGAACCGGAAAAAGAACACGAAAAGACGCAGGAGGGUCAAGAACAAGAGAUUGCGAAGGAGGGCACACAAGAUGACGAGGAGGAAGAAUGGCACAGAGACAUCCUCGAUAUGGAAGCCCAGGGAAUCAUGGUCUUUGACCGCUCAGCAGAUGGAUCCGGACAUUCGAUGUGGAUGCUACGGCCAUCUACGGAGCCCCGAGAAGUGACGAUCGAUCUUCCCCCGUUGCUGGUGGAAUCUCUGGGGGUUGGGGCGGAGGUCCUGGCCAACUAUCUCACCAACUUGGCGGAGGCUGCUGGUAAAGGUGCCGAUCCCGCAACAUACCCCCCUCCCAGUCCCGUCUUGUGUCGGAUCUGUGAGCGUCAGAUUACUCCGUGGUGGUUUGAGAAGCACUCCGAACUCUGUCUGCAAGAACAUCGGGCCGAGUUGGAUGUCCAGAUAGCGCAAGAGAAUCUGAACGAACACCGUCACGCUAUCGUCAAAGUUCUUGAUGCGCUCGAGGCUCAACAGGGUAGACCAAUGACCGGCGAUGCCGGUGCUCCAGCUGUUCCGCAGCCCGAAUACAAGGGCCUCCCCAUCGGACCCUCACCAGCAUCUUCUGCCCCCUCGUCUGGACAGACAAGUGCUCCCAACUCUUCUCCUGGGACACCAACCAGAUCCAGGGAUCAGUCUACAUCGGGACUCGGGGGGCAUGCAAGAGGACGAUCGUUCGCCGUGCGACGACCGUUAUCUCGUAUUGUGGAGUUGAUCCUCGAUCUCUGCGACACUGCCCUGGAAAUCAGUACACCCGCCUUGAAGGAAUCUCGGGCAGAUACUGGUGAUGACUUCCGGACUCUCUCUCCCCAGUCAGAAUCUCGGAUAUCUCAGGUCCUGCAAUGGCAAUCACCCAGUUCCAAUACCCUCGAUCAGGAGCAGGGACUUGCUGCUUUAUCCGCUGAUACGGAAGCAGCAGCCAGAGCCAAGGUAGAUGCCGUCAUCCGUCAUCGCAGGAUUGUCGAGUACGCAGAGCGAAUUCGGAUCGAGUAUACGGUUCUGGUGGAAGAAUGCAUCACCGCUGCUCUGAGCAAGGCGGAGCGAAUUGCGGCUGGACAAUUGAGCGAUUCGUCUUCGACGUGCUCUGAUGAUGAGCAUGCCGAGAACACGGACACAGGGCGUUCUGUGCGAAGCAUAUCUCUCGAACCACGACCAGGGCCGAGUUCUCCGAUGCCAAUACCGAUGCGAAACCCCUCAGAGCAGUCUAUGCCGUCUCCGAGAACGUCAUCGAUCGCUGUGUCGACUCGAUCUAGCAGUCCAAUGGAAUGUCCUACUCCACGUUCUCACAGGAGCACCGCCGGUCUACUAGGCACGUCUCAGCCCUCUAAAAGAGGCUCUCUACUAGCGGAAAGUGACACCGGAGAAUACAGCGAUAGCAGCUUGCCAUCGUCGUCUUUUCUGGCUAGUGCGAUGCGGACCGACUCCCCAUCCUCCGAGAGAAGUCUUUCUCGCACAACCAGUUCAAAAGAAAGGAAGAGGAAGAGCUUAGUACUUCCUGGCCUGUCCAGCUCACCCCGGAGGCAGCAUUCCCCCGCCCGGACCGGGGGUCCUCCUCAAUCCCCCUUGAGAAUCUCUAAACCUCGUGUCCCCAGCGGUGAUAUCCCUUCCCCCGUUGUAUCGCCUUCACUCACCACUGCUGAGCUGGCUUCUCAUCCAUCGUUGCAGCACCCUCAUCAUCACCAUCACCAUCACCGCAGGCAAUCGUCAACGGCCUCCUCAGAGGUGGCCAAGCCACCAGUUUCGCCGCGACUGUCUUCAGUUAGCCAACCCCAGCCCCGUCCUGCACCGCCGUCAAUCAAGGACUUCGAGAUCAUUAAACCCAUCAGCAAGGGUGCAUUCGGCAGCGUGUACUUGUCGAAGAAGAAGACCACGGGCGAAUACUUUGCCAUCAAAGUGCUCAAGAAGGCGGAUAUGAUCGCUAAAAACCAGGUCACCAAUGUCAAAGCAGAACGGGCAAUUAUGAUGUGGCAAGGCGAGAGUGACUUUGUUGCCAAGCUCUACUGGACUUUCUCCAGUAAAGACUACCUCUACUUGGUCAUGGAGUAUCUCAACGGUGGUGACUGCGCAUCUCUUGUCAAGGUCUUGGGUGGAUUGCCCGAAGACUGGGCGAAGAAAUACAUCGCAGAAGUUGUCCUAGGGGUUGAGCAUCUCCACAGUAGGGGAAUCGUUCAUCGGGAUCUCAAACCGGACAACCUCCUGAUUGACCAGAAGGGACACCUCAAACUGACGGACUUCGGUCUGUCACGCAUGGGACUCGUCGGCCGUCAAAAGCGGGUGCUGAAGAGUCCAAACGACUCGGCCCCUGACCUGCUUAAGCAAGGACCCUUUCCCCGAGCCAUGUCAUUGGCAUCGUCGCGCUCAGCAUCGUUCGACUUGCAAGGUUCGCCGGGAUCUACUCCACUCAUCACGCCUGAGGUUUCCAACAGUUACAAUCAACCAUCGUACUUCAGCCUCGGCCACAAUCCUCUCCAUCGUGAGAAUUCCAGACGGGCGUCUGGGUACCGGAGUGAUAGCGGAAGUAGCGACGCUUUGGCGUCAAUGUUUCAGACAUUCUCUCUCACCGAAGGCAGCGAUACACCCGCCCCCGUUCCUGUAGUACCAAACAAGAUGCUGCCAGACGAGGAAGCCCCAAGUGAGCCCAGUGACUCUCCCAAUCUUUAUGCCCUCCAGCCAACAGUCAGCCAUGCAUCGUCGGUCGGUGCCCUGCAUAAUACGCCUCCCCAGCAGUCGAUGCUUCCCCCAGCCAUGGCCCUGUUCGAUCCCGAAGACCAUAAUCGGCGUUUUGUUGGUACCCCGGAUUAUCUCGCCCCAGAAACCAUCAACGGCGUUGGACAGGAUGAGAUGAGCGACUGGUGGUCACUUGGUUGCAUUUUGUUCGAAUUCCUUUUCGGCUACCCACCCUUCAACGCCCCUACUCCAGAUGAAGUCUUCGAGAACAUCUUGAACAGAAGAAUCAACUGGCCGGAUUGCGCAGAGGAACUGGCCUCGCCAGAAGCGAUAGACCUAAUGAACAAGCUCAUGACAGUCAAGCCCGAAGAGAGACUUGGCGCCAAUAUCGCUGAAAAGUUCCCGAGCGGAGGGGCAGAAAUCCGUAGUCAUCCUUGGUUUUCGGAUAUCAAUUGGGACACUCUGCUUGAAGACAAGGCACAAUUUGUGCCAAACGUUGAGAAUCCAGAGGACACGGAGUAUUUCGAUGCAAGAGGGGCCACUCUACAAGCCUUCACCGAGGAAAUAGAAGAUCAACCCUCUCCGCAGCCUCCAUUCCCCUCAGCAGACUAUCCAGAUCGUCCACACGAUGCGCUUUUCAAAGUUCGUACUCAGGUGAACUCCAUAAAGCGAGGGCUGAUGCCGCUUCAUAUACCACCGCAUGUCCGUGAUACGCGCAGCAGAAGGCUGAGUGAACCUUCAAUGGCGGACGACUUUGGAAACUUCAAUUUCAAGAACCUCCCUAUUCUCGAAAAGGCCAACAAGGAUGUCAUCCAGAAGCUACGCCAGGAGGCUAUGCAGACGCAACAGAGGCAGGCGAUCUCAGCAGUGCAAACACCAUUGUCCACAUCUGGCCCAUCUCUCGAAGGCAGCCCCCCUGUACCGAUGCCGCUCCAGCGGACGCUCUCACACAGUAAGGGAAACAACAGACCGUCUUCUCCGUCGAAUCACAGCCAAGCGAAUUCAUCUCCUAGCCGACCGUCGCAGCCUUCGUCUCCCCUACUCGUCCAGUUCAGUACUGGGCAAAACCAUGAGCGCAGAAAGACCUCGGGCUCCUCGUCUACAAAUUCACUUCCAUCUGGCGCAGCUCCACAGCACACUUCUUCUGAACCUUCUCGUUUGACGACCAACAUCAAAGUUGGACCUACCGUAUCAUCCCCUGUGAAGCCUAUCCGAGUACCCGGGCAGUCGCCGGAGAAGACACCGUCCGGUCCACGCCAGAGUAGUGUCCCGACGUCCCGCACUAGGUCGCAGACCUUGGGCUCCCAGGAUGGAGAUUUCACAACACUCAAGGAGACGUUCAUGCCAGGCCAUCACAAGCGUCGCAGCCAGCUGUUUGAUGUUUCUCCAUCGUCUUCAGACAACGAAGAUCCCCGUACCAAGGCCUUACUGAAGGUGCAACGCCGGAGGCAGAGCUCACGACGAUUGUCGAAUAUCAACCUUUCUGAGGGGCCGUUCUUCAGACCCCUUGAUGUACUCAUCUGCGAGGAUCACCCGGUUUCUAGGCUUGUCAUGGAGCGGCUGUUUGAGAAGCUGCGCUGCCGCACUAUCACAGCUGUCAACGGAUCGGAAGCAAUACGCUAUGCGCUGAGCGAGGUCGAGUUCGAUAUCAUCAUGACGGAAUUUAAGCUACCUCAGAUCAACGGCGCCGAUGUGGCUCGAAUGGUGCGUGAAACGAGGAGUGCCAACACGCAUACACCUAUCAUAGCUGUCACGGGCUACUUGAAGGAUUUGCCAGAGACUCACCACUUCGAUGCUCUCAUCGAGAAGCCACCGACUUUGACCAAGUUCACAGAAGCACUUUGCAAGUUCUGUCACUGGAAGCCGCCACCGAAGGACUACAAUCCUGCACAGCCGCUGACUAUUCCGACCUCCGCCUUGCGGCAAUCAUCAGUGCGUGCUGAAGACAGUCCUAGCUCAACAUCUUCUGGCUUCCCACAAUUGGUGCCCAGUUCCUAUCGUGGGUCCAGUCGCGAAGACUCGGUGGGCAGUAGCUACUUCGGGGAUAUGGAUUCUAUCAAAGCGGAGGAGGUACCCGUCGUUAUCAGUCGCCACGGCGAGGACUGGGGUAGUAGUAAUCAAGGUGGUCUGGGGAUUUCCGAUGAAGUAGCUGCAAAGGCAGCGAAUGAACCUAAAGUCGACCCAGCUGCCGUUGUUGUCCCACAAUUGCUCCACGCUUCCUCGGCCCCUGCCUAUGUCACCACUGCAGGCCCAAUGACUCCUCGGAAACAGCGAUCUAGUGAAGCUAUCCGUGCAAAACGAGAAUCACUCGAGAAGAAGCGGUAUGAAUGUGCGGAAUCAGGAGACGAUGAGGAUGAGGAGCUGGGGCACGCUCAAGUGCAGGCUCGUAGUCCAAACAACAAGACUCCACGGUCGGGCUCCAAACUGGGGACGGAAAUGAUGCGGACGAACAGUCGUGGCAGCGUCGUCAGUGGCAGUGAAGAAAUCCUCAAAAAGGAAAAGGAAGCGCUUGAGAAGAUCCGCGCGGGCAACACCGAAGGAGCCAGUGACGAACAGUCUCGUGAAACAGGUGGCUCUCCAGCUGAUGUUGGUCUGGAAGAUACAUUUGAGAGGCUCCAUAUUCCCGAAGAAGCACUGCAGACGGUGACGGAAGAUGACCUAGAGGAUCAAGAAGCGCUUCAAGAAUCGACACACCGGCCUUUCCUGCCUCAAUACGUGACGCAAGUCCACGCAUCUUCUCAAACGAUGCCUCAAACCACCAAGGAAUCAAGUGCCACGUCUGAGCCUCAGACCGAAAAGAAAGGCCAUAUCACGCCCCCAAUCAUCUUUCCCGUCGAGUGCAACUCUGAUGUCCCUGCAAAGGCAUCUGCAGCCUUCACAGAUAUGGAACCUGCGAGUGUUAGUAGAGCAGCGGCAGUCAUUGGCCCAGAUGUCGGCGCCGAUGCAGCUGUUGAUACUGACGCUGCCACCUCUGCCGAUGCGGACGCAACGCCUAGACCCAUGCAUACUCCGCUCCCUUCAGAGCCAGACUCCGAGUCAGAUCCGACCCCACGUCUGUCGGAGAGAAGCCGGAUCGGCAUCCUGCCAUGGAAGAGGCGAUGA